This is a messenger RNA of Carassius carassius (crucian carp), 846 nucleotides long. Its product is annotated as fish-egg lectin-like. NCBI's taxonomy places the organism in Eukaryota, Metazoa, Chordata, Actinopteri, Cypriniformes, Cyprinidae. The transcript has 5 exons. The coding region runs from base 10 to 846 and encodes 278 amino acids. The record is from RefSeq and is a predicted model, not a curated record.
CGUGGAGCAAUGAAGGUUUAUCAGAGCGUCCUGCUACUUUUCUGCUGCCAGUUCCUACACACCCUGGCUUUAGACUGUAGUAUGAUAAAUGGGAACCUGAAGCAGAUAGAUGCUGGGAUGGGCUCAGUGGUUGGAGUGAACAAUUUUAAUGAAGCUUUCAUCCUGGAGGAUAAUGUCUUCACAAAGAUCAACAUCUCUCUAAAGCACUUCACUGUUGGACCUGCUGGUCAGCUGGGGGUGAAUGCAGCAAACAACAUAUUCAAACUUCAGAGUGGCAGUUCAGCCACAGUCCCAAAGACAUCAUCUUAUUGUUUAUGGUCCCUAUUAAAUCUUUCAUCCAAACUGUUGAUUGUGUUGUUAGGUCUCCUCAAACAGGUGGAUGCUGGAGGUGAUCAGAUCCUUGCAGGUGUCAAUAUGUAUGAUGACAUAUUCUGUUUAAAUAUGGAUGCUAACGACAAAUGGCCAUCCAGCAAUACUCCUUGGGUUCAACCUAAUGGAAAGCUGAAGUACUACAGCUGUGGCCCAUACAGCUGUUGGGGAGUGAACAUCUAUGAUCAAAUCUGGAUCUUGAGGGAUGUGUCUAAUAAUGUUUGUUCUGGGUCUGGCAACUUUGUGAAUAUUGGUGGACUUCUGUCCAUGAUUGAAGUAGCAACUGAUGGCAGUGUCUUUGGUGUCAACUAUCAAGGGAGCUUAUUCCAAAGAACUGGCGUCACUCGUGCCAACCCCGCUGGCAUAGACUGGAUCUCAAUGGUUGCCUGUCCCAAUGGCCACCUACAUGUGAGCUUUGACCUGGGAGUGCUUUGGGUCGUGUGUGUUGACGGCUCCAUCCGUAAAUGUACUUUAUAG